CUCCAUAUUGCUGCGGAGGCAUUAGAGGAGACGGGGGAGGGGGCGCCGGGGCUGGGCGUCGCGGUGGGGGGGAGGAAGCCGGCGGCUCGAGCCCCCCGUGGCCUCGGGGCGCGAAUCCACCUGAGCGGGGCGAGGGAGCCGGGCCCGGCGAGGGAGCCGAGAAAGUUUGGGGCGUGCUCGUUGUGUGAGGAGAGCCUGGAGCAGGGGGGACGCGGCGGCUCUGCGGGGGCGCAGAUGGCUACCCAGGUGGAGGCUCUCCUGCCCGCAAGCUCUCUGCUGCCCUCCGAGGAGCACGGACUGGCGGUCAAGAAGCCCCAGGAGAAGGGCGAGCGCCUCAUGCACCAGGCGGAGAAGGCCAACGCCGACGAGGGCAAGGGGGCCGGCCCCGACAGCUGCAGCAAGGAAGGCGGCGGCGGCGGCGGCAGCAGCAGCGUGGGGGAGCAUCCGCGCCGGAACGGGGCGCUCAAGCCCCCCAGCAUCAAGCAGCAGAAGGAGGAUAGUAACAACCAGGAGAAGGAGAACCUGCUGCACCAGAGGAGCGGCGGCGAGGCCGGCAGCAGCAGCGGCGGCGAGGAGGGCGGCGAGCAGGGCGGCGUGGGGCGCAAGGAAUUCAUCGAGGCGCCCCCGCCCAAGGUGAACCCUUGGACGAAGAACGCCCCUGUGGCGCUGGUCACUCUCAACGGGCAGUCCCCGCCAGAGCAUUCAACCCCAGCCAAGGUGGUAAAAGCAGCGAACCCAAGACCACGGAAAGGAAGCAAGGUUGGUGACUUUGGGGAUGCCACAAAUUGGCCAACGCCAGGAGAAAUAGCUCACAAGAGUAUCCAGCAACUGGCACAUAAGCCCCAGUCUCUCCGAAAACUCCCUGUUAAGAAGAACAUGAAGGAACAGGAGAAGGGGGAAGGGAGUGACGGCAAAGAGAAUAUGAAAACCAGGUCUGAUGAAUCUGGGGAGGAGAAGAAUGGAGAUGAUGACAACCAGAAAUCAGCUCAGAAAAAAAAGGGCAACAGGCAUAAAUGGGUUCCACUGCAAAUAGACAUGAAGUCUGACGUGCCCAGAGACAAAACUGCUUCUCGCAACAACAGACAGAAUGAGCAGCACCGGCAUCCUUCUAACAACCGUAGUGAAUCAAAAGGUUGGCAUCUGGAUAACAAGCAUGAACGGAAUUGGCCGGAUCAUGAUGAAACGUCCAGUGUCAAGAGUGAGGGUGCAGCUGUGCGUGGUGCCUUCAGGGGCAGAGGCCGUGGUCGGGGACGGGGGAGAGGGAGAGGAAGAGGAGGUACUCGCUCUCACUUUGAUUACCAGUAUGGUUACCGGAAAUUUGAUGGUUCUGAUGGUUCACGUGCUCAGAAAUACACCAGUAAUAUCACCUAUUACUUUGACAACAUCAGUAGCACCGAGCUAUAUAGUGUUGACCAAGAGUUGCUCAAGGAUUAUAUCAAACGGCAAAUAGAGUACUACUUUAGUGUGGACAACUUGGAACGAGACUUUUUCCUGAGGCGGAAGAUGGACACAGAAGGUUUCCUUCCUAUUACCCUCAUUGCCAGUUUCCAUCGAGUACAGGCCUUGACCACAGAUGUUGGCCUUAUCAUUAAGGCACUGAAAGACAGCAAAGUGGUAGAGAUUGUGGAUCAGAAGAUCAGGAGAAAGGAAGAACCAGAGAAAUGGCCUUUACCUGGACCUCCCAUGACAGACUAUGCACAAACUGACUUCUCCCAGCUCAUCAAUUGCCCAGAGUUUGUGCCCAGGCAGAGUUUCCAAAAGGAGACAGAAUCUGCACCUGGGUCUCCCCGCUCUGCCAGUCCCGUGCCAACCAAAACAGAGGAAGUUAGUAAUCUGAAGACGAUGCCUAAAGGCCUUUCUGCCAGCCUGCCAGACUUGGAUUCGGAGACAUGGAUUGAAGUGAAGAAGAGGCCUCGGCCUUCCCCAGCCAGACCCAAGAAACCAGAAGAAUCCAAGAUGCCUCAGAAGCAGAAGGACCAGGAUGAACCUGAAGAGUUGGACUUUCUGUUUGAUGAGGAAAUGGAACAGAUGGAUGGCCGUAAAAACACCUUCACUGAUUGGUCAGAUGAGGAUUCAGACUACGAGAUUGAUGACAGGGACGUGAACAAGAUUUUGAUUGUGACACAGACACCCCCUUAUCUGCGCCGGCACCCAGGGGGAGACAGAACAGGCAACCACACAUCCAGGGCAAAGAUGAGCUCAGAGUUGGCCAAAGUGAUCAAUGAUGGACUUUAUUACUAUGAACAGGAUCUGUGGACAGAGCAGUUUGAGCCAGAGUACUCUCAGAUAAAGCAAGAAGUUGAGAACUUCAAGAAGGUUAACAUGAUAAGCCGAGAGCAGUUUGACACUCUGACACCAGAGCCUCCUGUUGAUCCAAAUCAGGAAGUCCCUCCUGGACCACCCAGGUUCCAGCAAGUUCCUACAGAUGCUCUGGCCAAUAAGCUCUUUGGUGUGCCAGAGCCUUCAACCAUUGCCCGAUCUUUGCCAACAACUGUGCCAGAAUCCCCAAACUACCGCAAUGCCAGGACUCCACGGACUCCUCGCACGCCUCAGCUGAAAGAUCCAACGCAGACGCCCAGGUUUUACCCAGUGGUUAAAGAAGGCAGGUUGAUAGAUGCCAAGACACCCCGGAAGAGGAAGACGCGGCAUAGUUCAAAUCCUCCAAUGGAAUGUCAUGUUGGUUGGGUGAUGGAUUCCCGAGAACAUAGGCCUCGAACUGCAUCCAUCAGUUCCAGCCCUUCAGAAGGCACCCCAGCCAUCGGCAGUUAUGGGUGCACUCCACAGUCAUUGCCCAAGUUUCAGCACCCCUCCCAUGAGCUCCUUAAGGAGAAUGGUUUCACACAACACGUCUACCACAAGUAUCGCCGGCGCUGCCUUAAUGAACGGAAGCGACUGGGCAUUGGUCAGUCCCAGGAAAUGAAUACGUUGUUCAGAUUCUGGUCAUUCUUCCUUCGUGAUCACUUUAACAAGAAAAUGUAUGAGGAGUUCAAGCAGCUGGCCUUGGAAGAUGCAAAAGAAGGGUACAGGUAUGGACUGGAGUGCCUUUUUAGAUACUACAGUUACGGACUGGAGAAAAAAUUCCGGCCUGACAUAUUUAAGGAUUUUCAAGAAGAAACUAUAAAAGAUUAUGAAGCUGGGCAACUUUAUGGACUUGAAAAGUUUUGGGCCUUCUUAAAGUAUUCCAAAGCCAAAAAUUUGGACAUUAACAGCAAACUGCAAGAAUACCUCAGCAAAUUCCGGCGCCUUGAAGACUUCAGAGUGGAUCCCCCUAUAGGAGAAGAAGGUGGCCACAAGAGAUAUUCAUCAGCAUUGGGAGUAGAUGGAAGGAAGCGAUAUCCAUCCCAGUCUUCCAGCAAAUCAGUCAGCCAGACCCCCUCCAAUCAAGCCCCUGUGUCAUCUAGCCAAGCCCCCACCUCUUCUAGCCGGCCUGUGCAGGAGGAUGCCAAAAACCUGAGCCAGCCACAUGCCGUUUCCACAGCAACUGUGGAAACCCAAACGAUGGGGAAAUAAACACACCAGAACUUCUGAUGGAAAGGGGGGCAGGGACAGAAAAGGAGUUGGAAUGUGGGUCUUGAAGACAACUAGGUUGCUUGCGGGAGGUGGGGACUACAAUGCACAUGAUUUCUCUUGUUGGCUGGAGAAACAAGAUGAUCCAAGUUGAAAGCAUCCUUUUCCUCGCUGUGAUUAAGUCAUUGGUAGGAGCCAGAUCCUCACAUUUUCAUGUCUUAUCGCCUUUUGGGGGUAGGGUUGGGAAGCGGGAGAUUUUUUUAUAAAUAUAUAUAUAUUAUAUAUAUAUCAAGUUUUAAAUUAUUGAUAGAAGAAGUUUGUUGGGAUUUAACCAAAACAAUUCUGCAUCAUGCAGCCACGUGAUCCAGCUCCUCCUCGAACACUGAUCAACUAUGCAGCCCACUUGGAAAGCUGGAAGGGCAGGCAGAACAUUUGGAAAUGAGCCUUUGGCUUUCCAAGCCCAGCAGCAACCUUGCAGUCCAGAUAUGACAAUGCACAAGGAGUCCCUUUGCCACUGUCACCAGGGUGACUUCUGUUAUGGCUCCCUUCCAUGCUGCUCACCCUUUCUGUCAUAGACUAGCUACUGGAAGUCAACCAAAGGACCUUGGCUGAACACAGGCCCACCUCACCUUGGGCUUGCUCAGUUCCUUUUGUGUGAUGGGUAGAACAUAAACUCGCACAUUGUCUCCCUUCACAUAGGAAUUCUAAUCUCAUUAUGAGACUUCGCUGAAAGAGCUUUCUCUUAAACAAAAACAAAAAAAAUCACAAACUUAUUUUAAAAAAAAAGUCUGUUUCUUUGCUUCCUUCCUUGAAAAUAAGUUGCCUUAUUGUGGAGUUGGGAACUUGGAGGCCUCCCUGACUUCUGAGCAAGUUUUGAGCACGGUAUCUGUUUGGGACUCAGCCAGGGUGUGAUGGUCUCUGCUGUUUCCCCAUUUCUUUGCCUGGAAUAGCUGGAGAUUUCCCCUCUGACCUGGCUGUGCUUGACAUUGUGGAACAGUACUCGUGACAUCUGGAUGAAUGUUGGUUCAAACCACGUGGACACUUCCCUCUGGAGCAGAGGGUACUAGGGCACUUCAUUCUAAGACUUUGCUGUUGUGUAGUUGAUGCUGAUGUAAAUGUGUCAACUGUUAUGGUGCCCUUCUUGGUCCAGCAACUACAUGUGCUAUUGCCUCACUCAGACCUCCAAGUGUGCACUGCCAUUCCUUCCUUUUCCCACCAGGAGAGGCCAGGAACUAGCCUGUUCCUCUCAUGAAUUCUUCCUAUCCCAGGGCAGGCAGGCAGAUGUGCCAGGAGUGGGUAUUUUUCACAGAGGAGCUACAGAGGCAUUUCAUGUCUCUUAACAUGUGGUUGCAGAAUGUGUACACACAGAAAUCAGCUUUAAAGCAAACAAGGUGGAUUUUUUUGGUGGUGGCUUCCAAAUCAGAGGCAGCUUGCUAAGUGUUAACGUUCCUAUGCAGGCUUCCCUUUCUGUAGUUGCUUUUAACCAGUGGCAUGUUAGCCUGCCUUCCUCCCCUAGGUUGACCUUGUAGCCAAGGAGGGCUCAGCUGUUUAAACUCUUCCCUAGCUACAGACUCGUUGACUGUCUUGCAUCAUGAGAUGAUUACUUCAUGUAUUGGAACUAUGUCCCUCCACUCAGUGUAAUAGGGCUGGAUGGAAAACACCUUGGUUGCUUUGUCUUGGUUUAACAGUUGGAAUGAAGUCUGAAACUAUUCACAAUCUGUGCAUGUGUAGUUCUCAACAUCUUAAUAAGCAGUUGGUAUUGGAGCCAUAGGAGUGAACAUCUGAGAAGAUGGAAGUGUCUACAACUUGUUUCUGGCAACCUGUUCUGUUUUUUCUCGUGCAUUUUGUAACUUCCCUUAUGUAAUGUCCUGGUUCCGCAAGCCAGAUAAUUGAGUUGAAGAGAAGACCUGAACAUGGUUGUUGUGCUACCCCAGCUUGUUACUUAAUUCUUAAAAGGAAUACAACAGUAGGUGUGAAAAGGGGGUACAGUAUCAUUUAUGUGAUCCUCCCUACAUACCAUGGCUUGGACCCAACCUCUCCCCUGGAUUAUGAGUAGCAGGCACUUCCCAGGUACACAUGGUAGUGUGUCACCAAUUUCCUGUAGCUGCAGCCCCUUGCAUUUUCAGUUACUUUGGAGGUCUCACAACUGAUGGGAGGGUUUUUGGGGAGAUGUGCUGAAUUUGUUUCUAGAUGAGGAUGGAGGGAACCCUUGGUGAGCUGAAGCAGGCCCCGUGGUUUUCUGGAUCCGAGCCUGUGUGUGUGGGAUGGGAAGAGAUGUCUUCAGGUUACCAUGUUUUUAGGGUUUUUGUUUUGGACAUAUUUGUAGUAUGAUAAAAGCUGCUGAAAGAGUAUGGCCCUGAGGCCUGUGUCAGUGAAGAUAAAGUAAUAUUCCCUGCAGUUAGCCAUUUGGAGCAUAAAUGUGUGAAGUUAGGGUUGGGAGGAAAUGGCUGAUCUAUCACUCUUCCUCUGUGUGAGUGCAACAGAUGGAGGGAAUGGGCUUAUUGGUAGAGAGAGGCCUGUUUUGUCAAGCCAGUGUUUUAGCUGUGUCAGAGGAUGCUGUCGGUGGGAGUUUACAGAGCAGCCUUGGUUGACUACACAAUGCAUGGCCUGUGGUUCUAGCAUGGCCAGGAAGCAGCACACUUUUUUGGGGGUGCUGUUUCAGUUGUAAUCCUGGCUGUAUCAGAUCCCCAGCCUGCCAUUUAAUAGCAUGGGUAAUAAAAGAAAGCAUUCCACUGUUUUUCCAAACGUGGCAGAGUGCCUAUCCUGAGCUUGCAGCGCAACACCAGAAUCGGCUGUCUAGGCUUCUUUUGAGCUAGCUUUUCAUUUCUCUAGUUCUGUGUGCUGAAAUCAUUCAGGCUCUUUGUUACACUUGGGCAGGGGUUUUAGCAUGUAGUGACAUGGAAAUGGCAAUCUUACUGUAUAAAGAUACAGGGAAAAUGCAUUUAAUGAGGUGACAAGGUGGAAAUAUUCAGGCUAGAUACAGUUGUGAGAUAACUAUUGCUUUUUGCCAGCUCUUUUUUAAUUUUAAAAGAUAGUUUUGAACUUCCUCCCAGGGAUUGUCAGUUGCACUUGCAAUGACUUGCCUUUCAUCUAAGGGCUCUGGGUAAUAGUGUUUGUCUUUGCUGAAGAAUUGAAGGCAAAGGAAAGAACUACCAGGUGGUCAGAACAUACUUGCAGUGUAUAACAUUUCUCUUUGGAGCAAAGCAUACAGGUAGGGAAAAGGUGAUUGACCCAUAAUCCGUUUAAGAAUGGGCUCAUUGGUUCUUAUCUGGCUAUCGCUGGGUAUACAGUGAUACAACUCUUAUUCAUGGCUGUCAAGACAAACUGAAGAUAAAUCACCUUUGAAGAAGCCUAACCUUCCAUUAUAUAUAGGAUAAAGACAGUACAAUUUCUGGCUAAAGUUUACCAAGCAGAAAUGAUGGAUCUUGCCACUAUCAGUCUGAGAAAAGAUCAAAUGUUAAAGAAAUCCCUAUGUUGUAACAACUUGUGUCUUAGUUUACAAUACGGAACAAGCUCAACAGAUGUUAGUCUCCGAUGAACAGAUCCUUGCAGUGGUUGUACCUUCUCAGAAGACAGCUCCUCAGUUCUUAAAUAGAAAGCCACAUGCCACUGCCCUGUAUCUGAGGCUGCUGUUAAUGUAAGAGCAGUUUGUUUCCCAGUAGCUGAUUUUCCUGUUGUAGGGAAAAAAGGUGUCUAAAAUAUCUGACUCAUCCUGGACAGCUGGUGCCCUUUACAGAUAGGUCAGGUGAGAGGUCUGAAAUCUGGUUUAGGAUAGAUAGUGGAAGUAAGUGACCUUUAUUACUACGUGUUGGUGCUCUGUCUAUCCUAUCUCCCUUACUUUUCCUCGUCUACUGCUUGCAUUUGCUUUAACUGCAGUUGGGUUCAUUCAGGGCUCUGUACUACUUUUGAUUAGUUGACUGUACUGUUAAAACAUGACACAGUAACCUCAGUACUCUGCUAUAUAUCAGUUUUUAUAAAAUAUAAAUGGGAUGGGAGCCAUUGUCCAUGCUUUUUUGGUUUUCUUUUGGUUAGGCAAAAUCAGUCAGUUAAUGCAACAAACUCUGCAGUGCUCUAUUAUCUCUUCACGUGGAUCCUCCUUCUAAAACUCAGAUUUGUCAAUAACUUUUAAAAAUCAGCUAGAUUUUUAGAAGGGAGGGGUAGCAAAAAUGUAUCAAAUUUUUUAAAAAUAAUUUCAGUGGAGUGGGUUUUUUGAGGGGGUGGCAUCAUAGUUCAUCUCAGUAACAUGGGAUUAGAUGUUUUUUUUAAAAAAAAUCUAAAGGUAACCUUUUUGUUAGUUUACAUUUUCACUUUCUGAAGACACUUGAACAUAGGACCGAUGUAUCUGUGAUGAGGAUGCCCUGUGGUUGGAAACAUGGAAAGGGCAUGGGCUUAAAGCCAUUCCUGUGUGGUUUUACAGACUUCAUUCUUCCAAGCCUGAUGGCCAUCUGUUGCCCUCUUGUUUAUUUCCUUAAAUUGUAUUGUUCUUGUAUCUAUUCAUCCUCCAUCCCAGAAUAUAAAUCUUGGUACAGUGUCGGGGAGAGGGGCUUGGACACUCACAUCUCUUGCAGACUGGGUGGGAUAUCAGUUCUUUUGGCGUAAUCUUUUGCCCCCAAAUGCCUUCCUGGAGUAUAGUAACAUUUGUGUGGCGGUGGAACAGGAAUGGCUGGAUGUUCCUCUUCUUGUUGGCUUUGUUCAUGAAGUAGUGCACUACCAUGAUGGUUGGGAUCUCCAGCCUGUUUAAAACUGUGACUCGGAAGUCAACGCUGAGCUUUAAAUGGUGAGGGUUGAGAUUUCAAUAGCGCGAAGUCUGUAUUAAGCUGCUAAAAACUAGGGAUAAGCAACCUGCAAAUGAUGCAGUGAUUGUUUUGUAUAGAUGUCUGGAAAUUCAGUCACAGUGGGAAAGAACAUCAAGGUUUUUUGGUAUGCUUGCUCUCCUUGAGCAAGUUUUUAAAAUACGUGCUCCAGCCUCACCCCUUCUGCUUAAAAAACAAAACCAGAAGUGUUUGCAAUCACUUUCAGCUGUAUUUAUUCUUGAGGUUAACCAUCUGUUACCAUAUAUCAUCUGGGAGGAAAAGAUCUUGUUGAUAUGGCCCACCAUGCAAAAUCCCAUAUCCUGUUAAUAGUAUGUAAUUCUUAACCCAUGUGCUAGGAUUGCCAUCACAUUGGGGGGAGGGGGGGAGGAAGAGGGAAAAAUGUAAAAUACUUGAAUGAAAGCUUGUAUUAUAAACAGUAAUAUUAUUCAGAGUAUCCGCUUUCUAGGCUGAUGUGACUCAUUCUAGUAGUGCUUUAGUCCUUUGUAAUUUGUGGUAAUUAUGCUUUUUCCUUUUUAAUACAAAAAUGUAUAAAAAUAAAAACCUUAAAAGACCA
This is a messenger RNA of Eublepharis macularius, 8874 nucleotides long. It is a transcript of the gene LARP1, whose product is annotated as La ribonucleoprotein 1, translational regulator. The transcript has 19 exons. The record is from RefSeq and is a predicted model, not a curated record. Gene Ontology annotation, cellular component: cytoplasmic stress granule; cytosol. Lineage: Eukaryota; Metazoa; Chordata; Lepidosauria; Squamata; Eublepharidae. Gene Ontology annotation, biological process: positive regulation of translation; mRNA stabilization. Bases 235 to 3510 code for a protein of 1091 amino acids. Gene Ontology annotation, molecular function: RNA cap binding.